This is a messenger RNA of Andrographis paniculata, 2237 nucleotides long. RefSeq names its product glucan endo-1,3-beta-glucosidase 8-like. Gene Ontology annotation, cellular component: plasma membrane. Bases 626 to 2104 code for a protein of 492 amino acids. The transcript has 2 exons. NCBI's taxonomy places the organism in Eukaryota, Viridiplantae, Streptophyta, Magnoliopsida, Lamiales, Acanthaceae. The record is from RefSeq and is a predicted model, not a curated record. Gene Ontology annotation, molecular function: hydrolase activity, hydrolyzing O-glycosyl compounds. Gene Ontology annotation, biological process: carbohydrate metabolic process.
CGUAAUAAUAAGCACCCACCCACCCACGAAUCCGAGUCGAGAAUCUCUCCCCCCACUAAUCCGAUCUGCACUCUUUUUACGCGUCCGCCGCCGCUGCAUACUCUUACCAUUUGGCUUGGCUUGGCUUGGCUUGGCUUGGCUGGCAGGCAGUUCCCUCCCUCCCUCCCACAAAGUCUGGCACGUUCCAAUCCAAUCCACUCCGGCAACGGCAAGCAAUCCCCAUUCCCCACACACAUUCAUCUCCUCCAUCCCCAUCACCCUCUCUGUCUGUUAUUCAUCGUUUCCGGCCGGAUUCACACCCACGCCCCUUCUUUUCCUUCCUCCCUCUCUCCCAGCCCAACCCAACCCAACCCAAUAUACAAUACAAUACAAUACUAUUGCCCCUUUAUCUUCUCCUCAAGAUUCAUUAUCUCCGCUGCUUCCAUCCACUUUGCUUGGAGUUGCUUGUUUCAACGCCUCUACCUUCUACCCAGAGCAGAGUCAGAGCCUCCUGCUUCUUCUUUCUCUCUCUUUUUCAUUUUCUUUGCCCCCUUUUUGCAAAAUAUAUUUCCUUUCCGCCGCUAAAGCAAAAUAUCAAAAUCUCCAUCCAAUCCCUUUUCUUUUCUUUUUUUUUUUCUCGCAAACAAUGUCAAUAUCAAUGUCGCGCUUUCGUCCUUUCUUCUUCCAUCUAUUAUUAUUCCUCUGGGGCUUCGGAGUUUUGGAUCAAGGCGAGGGCCUUGGUGUGAACUGGGGUACCAUGGCUGCCCACAAGUUGCCCCCCAAAGUGGUGGUGCAAAUGCUCAAAGACAACGGAAUCACCAAGGUGAAGCUAUUCGAUGCGGACGACUCCACCAUGAGCGCCCUCGCUGGCACCAAUAUUGAGGUCAUGGUUGCAAUCCCUAAUGACAUGCUUUCUGCCAUGGGCAACUUUGAUCGAGCCAAGUCCUGGGUCAGGCGUAACAUCACCCGUUACAAUUUCAACGGCGGCGUAAAUAUCAAGUAUGUGGCAGUAGGCAACGAACCAUUCCUUACGUCCUAUAAUAACUCCUUUGUGAACACAACGUUCCCAGCGCUUCAGAACAUUCAAAAUGCUCUUAAUGAUGCAGGAUAUGCCGACUCCAUCAAGGCAACCGUGCCUUUGAAUGCAGAUGUGUAUGGUUCGCCAGAGGGCAACCCAGUCCCAUCAGCUGGGAGAUUUCGCCCGGAUAUCCUUGGUCAGAUGACACAGAUUGUUCAGUUCUUAAACCAAAACAAGGCCCCCUUUACGGUGAAUAUAUAUCCUUUCUUGAGUCUCUAUGCCAACGAACAUUUUCCCUUCGACUACGCCUUCUUUGAUGGGGUAAGCAACCCUAUUGUGGACAACGGACUGCAGUACACCAACGUCUUUGAUGCCAAUUUUGACACCUUGGUUUCGUCCCUGAAAGCACUUGGUUAUGGUGACAUGCCCAUUUUCGUGGGGGAGGUGGGGUGGCCUACAGAUGGGGACAGGAAUGGCAACAUAAAUAACGCCUUGAGGUUCUACAGAGGGCUUUUACCUAAACUUGCAAGUAAUAGAGGAACCCCUCUUCGCCCUGGUUAUAUAGAAGUUUACUUGUUUGGGCUUCUUGAUGAGGAUGGAAAGAGUGUAGCUCCAGGUAACUUCGAGCGCCACUGGGGAAUCUUCAGAUAUGAUGGACAGCCUAAGUUCCCCAUGGACUUGUCGGGACAGCAAUUGGAUAAGUAUCUGGUGGCUGCAGAAAAUGUGAAAUAUCUUCCAAAGCAGUGGUGCAUGCUUAGGCCGGAUGCCAAGGACCUAAGCAAACUCGCAGAAAAUAUUAAUUUUGCCUGCACAUACGCCGACUGCACUCCGCUUGGGUAUGGCUCCUCCUGCAAUGGGUUGGAUGCCAACAGCAAUGCGUCGUAUGCAUUCAAUGAGUAUUUCCAGGCCCAGAAUCAAAAGGAUCUGAGCUGUAAUUUUCAAGGUCUAGCCGUGGUAACAAAUCAAAAUAUAUCUCAAGGCAACUGUAAUUUCACCAUCCAGAUAGUUGCUGCGACCUCGAGCGCGCCCCCUUCAAGAUUGUUGUUGAAACAGGGACAGGGGUUUUUGGUUCCUCUGGCAUUGGUUGUAAUAUUAUUGUUCCUAUAGGUAGUGAUUGAGAUUUCCCUUUGUAGAUACCUUACAGGAAGUGCAGUGCUGCUGUUUUUGUUGGCUUUAUGAUUUAUUGGUGAUUUAUUUGGAUUUAUAGCUCCUCCUUAAAUUAUCAAGUGUCCAUUUCUUA